AUGUACGUGCAAUAUGCCAGAGAGUUCGAUUCGAAAACCAACAUGGUCGGCAAUAAAUGCAUGCAGUGCAAGCCGAAGGGCACCGACCUCGUGUUCGUGAUUGACGACUCGGGUUCCAUCUCCAGUAGCGAGUGGCGUAUGAUGAUAAACUUCAUGAAAGACUUCAUCGACUCGCAGAAGAUCGGACCGGAUGCAGACCAGAUGCGCGUCUCACUCACAUUCUUCAGCUCUCAUUCCAAGACCGUCAAUUAUGACUACGCAGUUCUUCUUAGAAACGGAGAACGUCAAGGCAGCUAUAAGGGGGCAAUAAAAGCUAUAUUGAGUGACCACAUUCACGGUACCGGAAGAACUCACACGGAUUUUGCGCUGGAGAAAACUCUGCAAAUGAUGGAGUCAGGCCAGAGCGGGUCUCGACUACAUGAUGCUACUGUCAGCAAAGUGGUCAUAGUGUUAACUGAUGGAAUGUCAAGCAAGAAACAUGCCACUAAAAUUGAACGCGACCAGUUUAACAAGUAUCCACAGAUCACGUUCUAUGCCAUUGGGACCAAAAAAAAUGCGGAUGACACCGAAUUGAGGUACAUAGCAGGGAGUGCAGACAGGGCUAGAAAGUACAAAACAGUGAGUGAGUUCUCACGUGACCUUCAGGACAUUGUGCAGAUGACGUGCAAGAGUGUGGCCUUUGUUCCUACGAACUUCUCAGACGGCACCAGCACCAGUGUGUAUUACGACUACAAGUUCAAAUUAUCCCAGCCAAAGUUGAGCUCAGCUGCAGUGAAACAGAACAACUCAUUAGCUGAAGUUGUCGAUGAUGAUGAUGAUGAUGAUAUCAGAUAG
Symsagittifera roscoffensis is the source of this 834-nucleotide messenger RNA. RefSeq names its product cartilage matrix protein-like. The transcript has 5 exons. NCBI's taxonomy places the organism in Eukaryota, Metazoa, Xenacoelomorpha, Acoela, Convolutidae. The record is from RefSeq and is a predicted model, not a curated record. The coding region runs from base 1 to 834 and encodes 277 amino acids.